Molecule: messenger RNA, 792 nt
Organism: Mus musculus (house mouse)
Lineage: Eukaryota; Metazoa; Chordata; Mammalia; Rodentia; Muridae
Gene: Atp5mg
Product: ATP synthase membrane subunit g
Exons: 4
Coding region: 361-672 (103 amino acids)
Biological process (GO): proton motive force-driven ATP synthesis; proton transmembrane transport
Cellular component (GO): mitochondrion; mitochondrial inner membrane
Molecular function (GO): proton transmembrane transporter activity
Source: RefSeq, a predicted model, not a curated record
AGUCACAUAAUGUAACGCCUAUGUGGCCCCUUAAAGCUCCUAUUUGACCUCAGACCUGCUAUGCCUUUAAAGCGAACGUAUAGGCCCACAAGCAUCUUAUGAAGCCCUCCAGCCUCGUUUUCCAUGUUUUCUGAAAAGCUAUAAAACUGCCGCAAGCUAAUGUGGCGAUCAAGCCAAGAAAACCAAUAACGCAUGCGCAUUUCCCCCACUUCACCGAUCUUCCGGACCAACAUGAAUAGCUGUCCCAAGCACAGAGAGGGGCAGCCUGACCUUGGAAAUGGGGAAGGGGUCCUGCCGCGGGUCCUUCCGGGGGUGACAUUCAGCCGGCGGUUCGGGGAGACGUACCUUCCACCUUAGACCAUGGCCAAGUUCAUCCGUAACUUCGCGGAGAAGGCACCGUCGAUGGUAGCCGCUGCCGUGACUUACUCGAAGCCUCGAUUGGCCACAUUUUGGCACUACGCCAAGGUUGAGCUGGUUCCCCCAACCCCUGCUGAAAUCCCUACAGCUAUUCAGAGUGUGAAAAAAAUCAUUCAAAGUGCUAAAACUGGUAGCUUCAAACACCUUACAGUUAAGGAAGCUGUGCUGAAUGGUUUGGUGGCCACUGAGGUGUGGAUGUGGUUUUAUAUCGGAGAGAUCAUAGGCAAACGUGGCAUUGUUGGCUAUGAUGUUUGAAGACCAAUCUUUAACUUCUGAUUUGAGUUCUUAUUUGAAUGUUCUUGGACCAUGUGUAACAGGACUGCUAUCUGAAUAAAAUACUAGGUGUUGAAAACACUGCUGUGUUUUCUCUGUCAA